AUGUCUUUGAUCAGAUCUGCAGAUUCUUCCACCAACUCAUUUGGGGAAUUGAACUUAUAUGUGCGCAAAAAGAGUGGUGAUAACGCCAGCUUAUCCAAUCAAGUAUAUGAUAUGGACGGUAGAAUGCUGAAUUAUAGGCCAGAAUCGUACCGUUCAGAUUAUCAACAGUAUUUUUCAAGAACGCCCACUGGUCUUGCCCAAGAAAUUAUGAUAAAAAACCCAUCAAACUCUUCUAGUCCAGAGUCUUGGUCUCAUCCCCAUACUUCUUCAGCUGCUGCGUACAGGUUGGUAGCUGAUUCGGGGUCUCCUGUCAUCAUUCAAAAUAAAUCUGGUCCCUGCUUCACUCCGAUCUCAGACUCACGGACAUUGGUGGGCCUGUCAUAUCAGAACUCUGGUUCUGUAUCUGAUGAUCUAAGUCCAGGGGAUCCCAUCGAUUAUGAUGAUGAUGAAAUCAAGUCCAAGCUUCGAGAACUCGAGAGGGAUCUCCUUGAUGAUGUUGAUGAUGAGCUGCUGGACACUGAAGAAGGAUUGAGUAUUGACGACGAUUGGGUCGAGCCCAUGAUGAAUCUAUUACGCCCAAGUUCACCAAAAGAAUCUUCCUCGGACUCUAAUAUUAGUAGUGUCGAUAGCAUUAAAGAACCAAGAACAGCCAAGCAGCUACUUUUCGACUGUGCUGCUGCUAUGUCAGAAGACAAUUUAGGGGAGGCAUCGGCUAUGAUAACAGAACUCCGGCAGAUGGUCUCAAUCCAAGGAGACCCUCUCCAGAGGCUCUCAGCCUACAUGGUGGAAGGACUUGCUGCUCGAAUUGUCUCCUCAGGGAAGGGCAUCUACAAGGCUCUAAGGUGCAAGGAACCCCCAACCUUGGAUCGCCUCUCGGCCAUGCAGGUUCUAUUUGAAAUUUGUCCAUGCUUCAAGUUUGGCUUCAUGGCAGCUAAUGGUGCAAUUGUUGAGGCAAUUAAAAACGAAGGAAAAGUCCACAUAAUAGAUUUUGAUGUGAAUCAAGGUAGCCAGUAUAUUACUCUCAUGCAGGUCCUGUCAACCUGGCAAACCAAGCCAAAGUUGAGGAUAACCGGGGUAGAUGAUCCCGAGACUGUGCAACGAACCAUCGGAGGAUUGAAGAUCAUCGGUCAGCGUCUUGAGAAGCUCGCCGAGGAACUCGGGAUCCCAUUUGAGUUUCGGGCCUUAGGAAUGAACACCGGGAAUAUUACACCAUCCAUACUUUCUUGUCAGCCUGGUGAGGCGCUGGUGGUCAAUUUCGCCUUUCAGCUUCAUCACAUGCCAGAUGAAAGUGUGUCAACUGUGAACCAGAGAGACAAACUAUUGCGAAUGGUGAAGGGCCUGCACCCUAAACUUGUGACCGUUGUUGAGCAGGAUGUGAACACAAACACAGCCCCGUUCUUCCCAAGGUCGAUUCUUAUGAUACAUAUAAUCUCAACCCUCCUACUGUCUUAUGCAAAAGAAAGUCCUGAAAGUGAAAAAAAAAAUCAUUAAAAAAAAUUAGUGAAAAAAAUAAUGAACAACUCCGACAGAUUCUUGCAUAUUCCCCGAAUUUGUAACGCUCCUCUGUGAACAGGUUUGUGGAGGUCUACAACUACUACUCGGCGGUCUUCACGUCGCUGGAUGUAACUCUACCAAGGGAGAGCCCAGACAGAAUGAACGUUGAGAGGCAAUGCCUUGCCCGGGAUAUAGUCAACAUUGUGGCCUGUGAGGGCAUGGACCGAAUAGAAAGGUAAGGGCAAGCCCUUUUCUGUGCUCAUACACUGCGGUUUCUCAGAUACAUAUUCAUUACUUCUGCAAAUGCUCCUUUCCUGCACCAAAAGGUACGAGGUGGCGGGGAAGUGGAAGGCGAGGAUGACGAUGGCUGGGUUUGUUUCAUGCCCAAUAAGCUCAGACGUCAAGGGAACGAUUGGGAAGCUGCUGAAGUCCUACUCUGAUCGAUACACAGCUGAAGAUGUGGGCGGAGCGCUAUGUUUUGGCUGGGAGGACAAGAGCCUCAUUGUGGCUUCAGCCUGGAAGUAG
Messenger RNA from Spirodela intermedia, 2019 nucleotides. Lineage: Eukaryota; Viridiplantae; Streptophyta; Magnoliopsida; Alismatales; Araceae. The record is from the annotation of a GenBank genome assembly.